UGAAAGGAGGGAAAAAAUAAUAAAAUUUCUAAAAAUAUAUAUAGUGGAAGAGAUUGUGAAAGGAGAGAAAAUGAUAAGAAAACCGAUUGAGAGAAAUCGAAGUCCGAUGCAGGCUCCGCGCCCUGCGAGGCUGAGCGCGGCGCGCAGCGCGUCGGACGAGAAGAUGGAGCAGCACUUCCUGCAGCAAAUGGAGCUGAUCAGGGAGAUGAGCAAGGCACAUCCGUGCGUAGCUGAGCGCGAGCUCUGCCCCAAGUGGCUGGGCAUCUUCUCGCGCACGACCAAGGACGAGAAGUCGGCGAGGAACUGCCUGAUCACCCUGAUGCACAACCAGCUAAAGCAGGACAGAAAGCUGAGCUACCCCUUUACGGAUUUGCUCAACUGCAAUCGGGACUUGCGCACGGUGCUCGACUACUACGAUGCUCGGCGCAAGCCGACGAGGCAGAACCGGAACGACGCCCCCCCCCUGAGCAAAAUCGUAACGCAGCCAGUAAGGACGCUGCUGCGCAAGCCAGACUCCCCCCCGCAGACUAUAAAGAGGAGCAGUGCCGUGGGCUUGCGUGUGCCGGAGCCGUCGCGUGCGAGUGUUCCCACCGUGGGGCUCGAGUCGAAGCCGCAGAGCAACCCAAAUGAACCCCCCCCAAAUGCAGCAAAGAUUGCCGAGAAGCAGAUAGGCCAAUUGGAUAAAGGCGCCCCCCCCUGGCACCAUGAGCUCAUCGCUAAUAUCAAGCCCGGUUGUAAAGUGCCGACCCCCCCCAGGCCUCAGCCAGGUCCACUUCGGCCGCUUAUCCUAAUGAGCCCACCCAGGCCCCCCCGCUCCACUUCCGCCCCGGUCAACGACUUGCCAGUGGCUGUUCAGCGAGACCCGCCCCCAAAGGAUUUGCCUGUGCCUAAUCGCCGAUCGAAGCCCUUGCUUGAGCUGUACAAGAAGAAGCACUUCAAGGAGCACGAAAGCGAUCCCGAUCCAGAAAUGUCUAAAAAUCAGCCGAAGAGGCUCAUAUCGUUGGCUCCGCGACCCGCGCGGUUCCAGCGACCCGACCGACCUGAGCGACUCGAAUGGCCUGAGCGAGCCGAGCGACCUGACCGAUCCGAGCGACCUGACCGAUCCGAGCGACCUGAGCGAUCCGAAAGAGCUGAACGAUCCGGACAACCUGAGCGAUGCGAGCGAAUCGAACGGCCUGAGCAAUCCAAUAUUCCUGAGCGAUCUGAACGACCUGAACGAUCCGAGCGACUUGAGCGACUCGAACGGCCUGAGCGAGCCGAACGGUCUGACCGACCUGAGCGAGCCGUACGGCCUGAGCGAUCCGAACGAUUCGAACGGCCUGAGCGAUCCGAGCGACUCGAACGACCUGAACGAUCCGAGCGACUUGACCGACUCGAACGGCCUGAGCGAGCCGAACGGUCGGACCGACCUGAGCGAGCCGUACGGCCUGAGCGAUCCGAGCGACUCGAACGACCUGAGCGAUCCGAACGAGCUGAGCGAACCGGACAACCUGAGCAAUGCGAGCGAAUCGAACGGCUUGAGAGAGCUGUAAAGCCUGAGCGAUCCGAACGAUUCGAACGGCCUGAGCAAUCCAAACUUCCUGAGCGAUCCGAGCGGCACGAACGACCUGAGCGACUCGAGAGACCCGAUCGGCCCGAGAAACCUGUGCGGCCCGAGAGACUUGAACGAGCCGAACGACCUGUGCGACCUGUGCGACCCGAGAGACCCGAACGACUCAUGCGUCCCGAGCAACUCGCACGACUCAUGCGACCUUUGCAUCAGGACAACACGUCAGAGCGUAUGCGCAAAAUGAUGGACAUCGAGCGACGCAAGGAGCAGCAGGCGAUCGAGCGACAGCAGCGCGAACGCGAGCGUGAGCGUCAAAAGGCGCGCGAAGCGGAGGAGAAGAAGCGCGAGGAGCAGUUGCUGGAGCAGGAGCGGCUGCGUAAGCAGAAGGAGCACGAGAAUCAGUUGCUGCGCGUGCACGAGCAGCGCGAGCACGAGCGCAACUUGCGCAGGCAGAGGGCGAAGGAGAUGCGUUUGUUCACGCUGAAGAAGCCCGAGAAGCAGGCCGUGCAGCCGGAGUCGAAGCAGGAUUCGCGCGCAGAGAUGCUGCGGGAGACGAUAGAGAUUGAAGCCAAGCUUAAGGAACAGAAAUCGGCCAUCCAGAAAUCCAGGGCGGAGGAGCUCCGACUUGAGCGCCUGGGGUGGGAGAAACUUGAGGGGAAACAAACUGAGUUGCAGAACCACCAGGCGCCCAAGAAGGAGAGCCUCCAGCCCUUGGAGGUAAACAUUGACCCGGCAAUCGGCGAAAAGCUGAAAUAUGAACUGAUGCGCGUCGAGGAGCUCAAAAAGCUGCACGAGCAGGAGAAAAUGCGCCAGCAGGAGGAGCAAAUAAGACGGCGCAGCGAGGAGCUCGAGCGGAAGCUAACCGCAGCGCGCGACAAGCAGCUGGCGAACAAGCUGCGUUCCAUUCUGAGUCAGCAGCAGAACCAUCAGGUCGCCGAGGCCCUGAGGAUGCAGCAGAGGCUGCUGGAGGGAGAGCCUUUAUCGACGUCGCGCUCUAGCAAGGAAGGUAGCCCGAGCCAAGUUCCGAGCCAACAUGAGCCAGAGCCAGUGGAGCAACGACCCAAAAGCAACUCGAACUCGAAUUCCAAUCCGAGCUCGAACACUAGAUCGAAGCACAGUCAUAGCAACAGGACUCGAGGUGGCGAUAGCAAGCCUCCAAUCCACACGCCUCUUCCAGCACCAACACCAUCGCCCUCUGUCUCCCCAACGCCCGUUCAGUCCAAUGAGCAGCUGAACAACACCAGGCGCCUGGAGCUGCAGCAAUACACCAGGGAGUGCUUCCUGCAGCACAUCGAUGAGCAGCGGCUGCGCCUGCAGCUGGCUGAACAGAAGGUCCACACCAUCGAGGUGGAGAAGCAGCAGCUGGAGAAGGAGAUCAAGGAGCGCCUCGACAUGCUGGAGUGGCUGACCCAAGCGCAGAGCCGCAGCGAAAUGAAUGUCCUGGGCAAGAGCGGGUCGGGCUCGGUGCCAGAGUUCGUGAAGUUCGCCUGGCGUGUCCAGCGCUUGAACAGCGACACCAAGUACAAGUCCAUUGCCAAGCGGAUGGAAGCGGCGGGGCGGCGAGCCCAAUCCGCGAGCGUCAACAAGUGCAAGCGCAUGUGGUCGCCCCUGAUGAGACGCUACAUUCAGUUCGAUCGGCGCCGCAGGUCGAGCUCGAGCGAGACUCUGCUGCCGUCCGACGCGGAGCUGAGGAGGGAGCUGAAGAGGUACCUGCGCAAGAAACUGCAUUCCCAAACGCAGCAGCAGGAGAACUCCAGCGGGGAGUACUUCACAACGCAGCCGCAGUCGCAGCGCUUCCAGCACUUCAUUGAGAUGAGCAAGUCGCGGGUGCGGGUCGAGCGAAGGAAACCCAAGAGAGCGACCAAAGCGACCAAAGCGAACAAAGCGACCGAAACGACUGAAGCGACCGAAGCGACGCCCGGCCACGACAGCAGCUGCAGCAGCUUCAGCUGUCGCGCAGUCUAUGGCGGCGACGACACCGUCCACGAGCUGAAUGAGUCGAGGCCCAGAGCUGUAGCCAUGCGCCAUCAAUGCCCGUGCCGAUUGCGCCAGAAGCAGAAGCAGGAGAGGGAGAGGGAGAGGGAUAGAGACAGAGACAGGCAGAGGGGAACGGGUGACGGCACUGCAAUACACUGCUCACAGUCCACGCAGACAGAUAUCUUUCGCCACGCACUGCGCACGAGCUCCGCGCGCCGCUCGCUGCUCAAUCGCAACAGACGCAGGAUGCAGAAGCGCAUGCGCCUGCAGCUUAUGCGGAAUCGCAGACGUCAUCAGGACCAUUUGCUAUCGGGCGAGCACUUUCAGUUGUCCGACCGCGAGCUGGAGGAGGAGCGGAGCAUCUUCCAGCGGCUGCUGCAGGGCAGCGAGCCGGGCGCGAACGGACGGGACCAGCUGCUGGUGGAGAAUGCGCUGAUGGAGCGCAAGCUGCUCGUGGCCAAGCAGCGGGAGCAGCAGCUGAAGCAGCUGCAGGCCCAGAUGCUGAAGGCCUCGGUCGAGGUGCUGCAGCUGCUCGACGAGGCGAAGGAGGUCUCCAGGCCCGACACAGAGACCACAUGCAAUCGCAGCUGCAUUCGCUGGCGACACGAGAUGCAGUUGUCCGUCAAGCCACUGGUCCAGGUGCCCUGCCGCAUCUUUGGGAUGCUCUUCGAGCCGCUGCUGCACGACGGCGACGACCAGGUGGAGCUGCGCCGGCAGAUCGACAAUCUGGAUGCGCAGCUGGACAAGCAUCUGGCCAGCCGGCUGAGCCGCGCGCUCGACAAGUGCCACACCUGCUGCUGCCAGCAGCGCCUGCAGCCCGCCUGGGAGUCCCAUCUGGAGCACGACCUGGAGCACCGCAAGGUGCUGGCCACUCACAGCUUCCAGCUGCUGCGUCAGCUCUUCGACGAGCACUGCAGCAAGUCGCGCGCCAUCUGGCUGGGCGCCCUGCAGACCAUCGAGACGCUCUAUUUCGAGCAGAUCGCCGAGAAUAUGUCAAUGGCCCGACCGGCCAAGGGCUCGAGUCUCCACAAGAGAUCCAAGCACUAAAUCCUGGAAUUUCCCAAGUCCCUUGCGAUUAAAGAAUCGUCAGCUCUAGUUCCUACGGCUGACAAGGGCACUGCCGGCUUGACUAAAUCAUCUGAUAUGGAGUUACCUUGGAUACCACGAUCUCUCCUUCCCAUUAUUCCCGCAUUCGAUGUACCAUAUUUUGAUCAUAGUUUCCAAAUUCGCUUAGUUGCAUUUAAUUAUGUUCGAUCCUUUGUUGUUUUGCAGCUGAUAAGUCUAGUUACCGAUAGGUCUGAGGCCUGUCGACCUCAUGAAUGCCUUUCGUUUAAAGAAUCCCUUGUCAAUAAAGAUCUAGUUA
Drosophila arizonae is the source of this 4889-nucleotide messenger RNA. RefSeq lists its product as uncharacterized. Lineage: Eukaryota; Metazoa; Arthropoda; Insecta; Diptera; Drosophilidae. The record is from RefSeq and is a predicted model, not a curated record.